CCCUUUUAUUGAUUUAAACAGCAUCCUAUGUACAUUGGCGACCCGUUUCUUUUUCUUUCUUUCUUAUAUAAUUUUCGCCCUUCGCGUCUUGAAGUUGGAGUUUUCGUUUUACUUCCUUUUUGAUUUCCGAGAAAAAGGAGAGCCCAAACCUGGUUUUGAUACACGGGGCAUCAGUUCCGCAACUUGUAAAGAAAAUGGAUCAACCGAUGAAUUUUUACACUUGUGCUGGAGAUAUUUUGGAGGUCUCAUAGAGUCUUGAGCUUAGAUUAUAAGCUCCAGCUGCAGCUUGUAGAAGCUGCAGUUGAGGAUGUUGAUAAUUUUCUGGCUGAUAUUCUAUCAUUCUUACAAUGAGAAGUCUUUUCCUGUCAGUAUCUUACAUUUCAUGCUACAGUUUAGCAGUAAACCAUACAUGCAAGCUAGUGAUCAAACCAUUGUCAAUACUGUAAACACCUCUAUUUGGAGGUUGCCAGAACUACAUUGACAAAUUGUUGAUUGUCAUCUGCUGCAACUGCAAGAAUGGAAAGGUAUAAAAUUUCCGAGGAGCUUGGAGAAGGCACCUGUGGUAGUGUGUUCAAAGCCUUUAAUAUAGAAACAUUUGAGAUUGUUGCUGUAAAGAAGAUGAAACGAAAAUUCUACUUUUGGGAAGAGUGCAUGAAUCUAAAAGAAGUUAAGGCUCUUCGUAAACUAAAUCACCCUAAUAUUGUAAAGCUAAAGGAGGUUGUCAGGGAAAGCAAUGACCUAUUCUUCAUUUUUGAGUACAUGGAACAUAAUCUUUACGAAAUCAUGAGGGAGAGACAAAAACCUUUUUAUGAAUGGGAGAUACGCAGCUUCAUGUCUCAGAUGCUGCAAGGACUUGCUCACAUGCAUAGAAAUGGAUAUUUUCAUCGAGAUUUGAAACCUGAAAACUUGCUGGUGACAAAUGAUGUUCUUAAAAUUGCUGAUUUUGGACUGGCAAGAGAAGUAUCAUCGAUGCCUCCUUAUACGGAAUAUGUUUCUACUCGAUGGUACCGUGCUCCAGAAGUCUUGUUGCAGUCUUCCUCCUACACUCCUGCUAUAGAUAUGUGGGCUGUUGGUGCGAUAUUAGCAGAGCUCUUUACUUCAUCUCCUAUUUUUCCUGGUGAAAGUGAAAUAGAUCAACUGUACAAGAUAUGCUGUGUUUUGGGUGCACAAGAUUGGACAUCAUUUCCUGAGGCAACAAACAUCUCUCUUUUAAUCAAUAUUAAUUAUUCAGAGAUUUUACCUACCAAGCUAUCGGAUAUCAUUCCAAAUGCUAGUCCAGAUGCUAUUGAUUUGAUCAAGCAACUUUGUUCAUGGGACCCGUUAAGGAGGCCAACGGCAGAUCAGGCAUUGCAGCAUCCUUUUUUUAAAGUGGAUGCUCGUGUUCCUCAUCCACCACUGCAUGAUCCACUUGAGCUGAGGCUAAACAACAUGGGGUCAAAGCCAAAUCUUGAGUUGAAUCUAUGGGAUUUCGACACUCAACCUGAUGAUUGUUUUCUGGGCCUGACACUUGCUGUAAAACCAAGUGUUUCAAAACUAGAGGCAGUCCAUAAUGUCUCCCAACUUAUCGAAGAGAACGUACUGUUUUGUCCUAAUCUGAAUGAUCAUCCAGAGCAAUCAGUUUUUUGGUCAUUGCUUACUCCUGAUCAAAAUGGAAUUCAUGCACCAGUUGAAUCCUCCUUGUCUCUCUCAUUCAGUUCAAUUCAGCAUCCACCAAUUGGAGUUCCACGAUCUGCUGGGUUCACAGUCGCAUCAUUGCAGCCUAAUCUCCCCGUUAAUCAAAACUAUUGGCCUUCCCCCCUUCCUGCAGGGUUAUCCCCUCCGACUGAGUUGGUUGGAUAACCUCAUUCGGACCUGUAGAGAAUUUGUAAUUUAUGUCAUUUCUUUUUGUAAAGUCAGAUUCAUUUAGUACCCCCAUAGCUGCUAUUGUAUUAAUCUAAGCUUUACAUACCAUUGAUAGUCAGCAGAGUCAUUGUUCUGGGAAAGUUCUUGGGAAGUUUUUCAGAUUUCAUCACUUCCCGGUAUAGGAAAUUUCACCCUCACAGUAAAUGUUGGUCGCGGAAUAUUCAUAUUGGUUAAUGUACAUCUUCCGUUCAAAUCUCUCU
Hibiscus syriacus is the source of this 2102-nucleotide messenger RNA. Its product is annotated as serine/threonine-protein kinase MHK-like. The transcript has 19 exons. The record is from RefSeq and is a predicted model, not a curated record. Gene Ontology annotation, molecular function: protein serine/threonine kinase activity; ATP binding. Gene Ontology annotation, cellular component: cytoplasm; nucleus. Gene Ontology annotation, biological process: protein phosphorylation; intracellular signal transduction. The coding region runs from base 517 to 1839 and encodes 440 amino acids. Lineage: Eukaryota; Viridiplantae; Streptophyta; Magnoliopsida; Malvales; Malvaceae.